Hevea brasiliensis (rubber tree) is the source of this 1122-nucleotide messenger RNA. RefSeq names its product metacaspase-3. Gene Ontology annotation, biological process: proteolysis. Lineage: Eukaryota; Viridiplantae; Streptophyta; Magnoliopsida; Malpighiales; Euphorbiaceae. The coding region runs from base 1 to 1122 and encodes 373 amino acids. The record is from RefSeq and is a predicted model, not a curated record. The transcript has 5 exons. Gene Ontology annotation, molecular function: cysteine-type endopeptidase activity.
AUGAUAGAAACUAGAAUAAUCAAAUGCCGCUCUUGUCAUCAACGUACAUGGGUAGCAACAACUGCGGAAACAUACCAAUGCAUAGGCUGUAAAAGCGUGAGAUCACUUCUAGGCGAGGAACAGUCGAGCCGAGUUUUCCCGAGUAGAGGCCGCAGGGCCAAGUCCAAUAACAACAUUUCACGAGCAACUGCUAAUUUGAAAGAAGAAAUUCUGCCCGGUAGCUUGGCCUCCUCCGAGAGGCCAACAAGAAAGCGUGCACUUCUUUGUGGAGUGAGUUACAAGAAGAAAUACAAGCUGAAGGGAACUGUAAAUGAUGUGAAGAACAUGAGAGAUUUGCUGAUCACUGACUUCAGAUUUCCUGAAGAGUGCAUUCGACAACUUACAGGUGCCAAGUCCAAUAUCUUCUUUUAUUUGCUUAGAAUUCCUGAUGACGAACUGAAUUAUGAGGAAACAAACCCUGAACUAAAACCAACGAGGAAGAACAUUGAGAAAGCCUUGCAGUGGCUUGUAGAGGGCUGCCGUUCUGGCGACUCAUUGGUGUUUUACUUUGCUGGACAUGGAGCACAAGAGAAUGACAACGACAGGGAUGAAAUUGAUGGACUUGAUGAAACAAUUUGUCCAACUGAUUUCCAAGUGAAGGGGAUGAUCGUUGAUGAUUAUAUCAAUUCUGUAAUUGUUAGGCCACUGGUGGCAGGCGUCACUCUUCAUGCCAUUGUUGAUGCUUGUCAUAGUGCAACAAUGCUUGAUCUGCCAUAUGUGUGCAAUGCAAAAGAGAAGAGGUGGGUGGAUAAUAAUCCUCCAUCAGCGGACUAUAAGGGCACAAGUGGUGGACUGGCCAUUUGUAUUAGUGCCUGUAGAGACGAUCAAGAAGUUGUUGAUUCUUCGACUUUAUGUGGAAGGGCAACCCUGACCCAUAAUUUGAUCCAAGAGAUGAAGAAAAACCCUAGAUUGACAUAUGGUGCUCUAAUAACUUCUGUACAGAAUAAGAUUGACAAUGCUAUUGAAGCACGAGGCAUCAAAACCUGGUUUCUAAGGAAACUCUUUAGGACUUCUUUUUCACAGGAAGUCCAAAUAUCAUCUUCGGCGAAGUUUGACAUUUACCAGAAACAAUUCAAGUUGUAA